This is a messenger RNA of Tarenaya hassleriana, 507 nucleotides long. RefSeq lists its product as uncharacterized. The record is from RefSeq and is a predicted model, not a curated record. Bases 1 to 507 code for a protein of 168 amino acids. The transcript has 2 exons. NCBI's taxonomy places the organism in Eukaryota, Viridiplantae, Streptophyta, Magnoliopsida, Brassicales, Cleomaceae.
AUGCGCCUCGAUCCCCUUCACAUUGGUGAGGCACGUGUCAAGGUUGAAGUUCAACUCGGUGCGUCCUUGAUUCUGCCCUCUAUUGUGAAAGUUGAAGAUGAUGCUGGUGACAUCAUUGAGAUUGAGGUUAGCUAUGCCUGGUUACCCCCACGAUGCCUGACGUGUUUGGAGUUCGGACACAAUCAACACCAUUGCCCUAUCAAACCCCUUGCUCAGUCGAAGAACCCAGACAACCCCUCGCAGGAUACUGCCCCUGCACCUCAGAAGGUUUCUUCCACACCUCGAGCGAGAUCAUCAGUUUUCCUUGGGUAUCCAACAGGUUAUAAAGGAUACAAAUUGCUGGAUAUAGAGACUAACAAGAUUUCAGAUAUUUCUCCCAGAAAUUCUGAAACUGAAAUUGUUCAUACAGAACCACCACUAAAUACAGUUUCUGAAAUACCACAUACUACUGGAGAUACAGCUUCUCAAAGACCCAAAAGGAGUACUCAUCCACCUUCAUAUUUGUAG